AAACUACGCAAAAGAAAGAAAAGGAAAAGCUCAUCAUGUUUAUGUAACUCAGUCAGUCUUUAUGUCGGCUGGCUUCUUUAUUAGCCUCUCUACUGAGCACCACUGGACUAAGUUACAGACUGGUCUAUAUCUCAUGAUAAAGAUCUGACAAGGAACUGCAAGAUGAAUUUUCCUGAAUGUUCAGCAACUCUGAUUCAAAUCGAAACCGAAACCAGGCCAGAACUACUGAAACAAGUGAAAAAGUACAUCACUGACACCUUCGAUGACAUCAAAACAGUGAAAGACUUUUGUGACACUGAACCAGAAUGGACCUCUAAGAGGGAGUUGGAGAUACAGAAGAUGAGAGCCAAAAGUUGUGCAGAUGCAUUCUUCCAUUUUUUGGGAGUCAAUAAGCUGAAGGCAGUUAUGAAGGACACUCUAGAGGGUCUGGAGAAACUUCAUCACUUUCUGGGCGCAGUGGAAAGGCUAGCAGUCACCUCACUGUUUGUGUUCCUGGAUACGAGAUUCCCAAUAGAGGGGGUGAAUACAGAGGCCGUAAGAUCAGUGAUCUCAACAGCCAGAACCGUGUCUCCACACCUGAUCCACUUCAAGAGAGAUAAUAAAGCUUUCUUCUUACCUGAACAUGACAAUGUGGACCUUCUGGUCUAUCAGCUACACAAAUACAUCUGCAUCACAAAAUGGCUGUGCAAGAAAAUGAAAUCCAAGAACAAAUUACAAAUUCAGUACAGCCCUUCAUGGUCCAGUUGGAGUACAAGAAGGUUGCCUGAAAAUGUGACUGAUCACGUGAGCCAGCUGAGCAGAAUUAGAACAGACGAGUCAUUCCGGCUGACAUUUGUAGUAAAUACUCAGGAGUUCACCGCUCAGGAGUUCACUACGAUACACAAAGAGUAUAAUUUUAAGAUGUGUGAGUCUCUAUCUAGUCUAGAAGAGAAUGUAGCUGGGCUGGACCACAGGAAGGACAUAACCAGUGCCUUGACUAUAAUAGGUAGUUUUAUUGGCUAUUUGGGGGGUAUCUUGUCCCUCUCAGGGCUGGAUGUUUUUCCUGCAAGGACAUGCCUGACUUACAUGGAGAUGGGAGGUGCAAUGGGGCUCACAAGUGCCUUGAUUUACUUUGCCAUAGGCAUCAUUGAUUUUGCAGUCGAUGUACAUUUUAAGGAAAAAGCCAACAAGAACAUCCACAACUUCAUGAAGAACAUGCAGAAAAUUGUAGACUGUGUAGAGCAGGCGGCUAGUAGUCAGCGUCCACCGCCACACCUGGAUGUGGGUAAUGUGGAACUUGGAGUUAGGAAACUGAUGAGUAGUGUUCAGAAAAUAUCCAAAUGUUUUGAUGCUGUCAUGGACAUGGCUUCAGUUGGGGUAUCUCUGGAUUUGUCCAAAUUAAACAGAUAUGCAUUUUUAGGAGUAAAUGCUGUAUCCAUUGUUUGUGACCUUGUAUUAAUGUGCAAAAAUGCUUGCAGUAUAUUGAAAAGGAAGAAAAGCGCAGUGUCUCAGCUCAUCCACUCCAGAACAGCUCUGUGGUGUUUAGAAAUAGAAGCAUGGAACAGGAUUUAUGACAGUCUGUGUGAAGGGACAGAGAGGUUUAAGGAGAACAUGGACAUACUAGAAAGAGACAUAAGGGCGUUCUAGGGUAUUUACUCACCCUCCCAGCGCAGCUUCUACAGUGGCGGUACAAGAGUAAAGGGUGGUUUAAUGUGAAUAACAGUUUCAGGUUGAUGUCUACUUCUAUGCUUCAUUUGCUGUCUGAUUUAGAGCCCUGGGUGAGAUUGUUGGCCUCCUUAGUGUGUUUUGAAUUCUGUUCAGAUUUGAUGUGGUAGUUCCUGGUGUAUCUUUUUUUUGUUUGUCUGUUUUACCCAAUUUU
This is a messenger RNA of Pygocentrus nattereri (red-bellied piranha), 1858 nucleotides long. RefSeq lists its product as uncharacterized. The record is from RefSeq and is a predicted model, not a curated record. Lineage: Eukaryota; Metazoa; Chordata; Actinopteri; Characiformes; Serrasalmidae. The coding region runs from base 163 to 1626 and encodes 487 amino acids. The transcript is spliced from 6 exons.